AUGGCCACUUCCUUCCACCUCUUCCCCCAUCUCCCGUGGGAAAUUCGGUCCCGGAUAUGGGAACUAACUAUCGAGCCUCGCACGGUUGACGUCCGUAUCUCCCACGAGUGGGAGGACGUUAGCAACGAUGUCAAAGCCAAAUACAACCAUUCAAGGCUCGGUCCCCUUCGUUCGCGGUCAUCCACCCCCGUGCCUGCACCUUUACAAGCCUGUCGAGAGGCCCGGAGCCACCUCAGCUCCGUGACCAAGGGAAGAUACCGAUUCUAUCAAAAGGCCUUCAGUCACCCACCCGCUGCGGAAUCGCGUUACAUCUGGGUCAAUUUCGAUGUGGACGUGGUCGACACCGGGGACACUCCUUUCCUAUACUUUGCAUCCCAUUUUGGGACUUCAAGCGAUGGAAAUCCGCGCGGGACAGAGUCUCGGGGAGGGGUGAUACCCCCAUGA
This is a messenger RNA of Neurospora tetrasperma FGSC 2508, 444 nucleotides long. RefSeq lists its product as uncharacterized. Lineage: Eukaryota; Fungi; Ascomycota; Sordariomycetes; Sordariales; Sordariaceae. The coding region runs from base 1 to 444 and encodes 147 amino acids. The transcript has 2 exons. The record is from RefSeq and is a predicted model, not a curated record.